This is a messenger RNA of Bufo bufo (common toad), 910 nucleotides long. RefSeq names its product oocyte zinc finger protein XlCOF7.1-like. NCBI's taxonomy places the organism in Eukaryota, Metazoa, Chordata, Amphibia, Anura, Bufonidae. The transcript is spliced from 8 exons. Bases 137 to 910 code for a protein of 257 amino acids. The record is from RefSeq and is a predicted model, not a curated record. Gene Ontology annotation, biological process: regulation of DNA-templated transcription.
GGUUUAGGUCACCUGGUGACGUAAUGUGACUCUGAGAUCGGUGGUGGUGAUAAGUGAGGUUCAGGUUCCUACAAUAUAGGAUCCGCUCAGCGUAUAUCUCCUAUAUAAGAUCAUUCUCCUGAUUGACCCUUCAAGGAUGGAUAGGGAUGGGGACAAGAUGGCAGAGAGUAUAAUAAAUCUCACCCUAGAGAUCCUCCUCCGGCUUACUGGAGAGGAAUACACAGUAGUGAAGAAGACCUCUAGUGAGCAUUGUCAGGCCCCGGUAUCUGAAGGACAGGGAGGAAUCCUGAGCCCAAUAUCCAGGCCGACACCUCACAUCCCGAUACAUGAGAAAGUCAACAGAGAGAAGAUCCUAGAGCUCACCAACAUGAUCCUUGAGCUGCUGACUGGAGAGGUUCCUAUAAGGUGUCAGGAUGUCGCCGUCUAUUUCUCCAUGGAGGAGUCUGAGUAUUUAGAGGGACAUAAAGAUCUGUACAAGAACGUUAUAAUGGAGGAUCACCAGCCCCUCACAUCAUCAGUUAAAGAAGAGAGAACAACACUGGAGAGAUGUCCCAGCCCUCUUCUUCUACAGGAUGGUUCAGAAGAACAUCAAAAUGUUCCAUAUGAUGAUCAGCUUUUAAAUCUGGGUUAUGAUCUGAACAAUAUUAAGGCUGAAGAUACAUAUGUGAGGAGUAAUGAGCAGAUCAUAGAGGACAUUCCCACCGAUAACCACCCAGAUGACUUUACCAGGAGCUCAGAGAAACAUGUGAUAUCAUCAGAUUUCAGAACAGAUGAUUGUAGUGUCACGGAAGAUAAACAUGAAAACUUUGACGAGCUCCUGGUGCUGUUGUCCCCUCAUUUGCAGCGUCAGGACACCUUCAUGCGGGACUGCAUACCACCAGUGGAAAGACUGGUCAUUACUUUGCGGUAA